Messenger RNA from Peromyscus californicus insignis, 2961 nucleotides. RefSeq names its product Wnt family member 2B (gene Wnt2b). Gene Ontology annotation, biological process: multicellular organism development; canonical Wnt signaling pathway; cell fate commitment. Lineage: Eukaryota; Metazoa; Chordata; Mammalia; Rodentia; Cricetidae. The transcript has 5 exons. The coding region runs from base 297 to 1472 and encodes 391 amino acids. The record is from RefSeq and is a predicted model, not a curated record. Gene Ontology annotation, molecular function: frizzled binding; cytokine activity. Gene Ontology annotation, cellular component: extracellular region.
CACAGGGGCUGUCCGCGCUCUCUGGCCCCCGCCGCACUCCGCGCCCCGGAGCCGCUGACACCGCACCCGAGCCGCCUACACCCGGCUCAGCUCUCGUCGGUCUCCUGGCCCUGCAGCUCGGGAGUUCUUGGGAACUCUGCGCCCGCCCGGCUCCCGGACUCCACUUGCCCCGCGGUCCCCAGUCGCCCACAGUCCCCAUGGCCACCCUGAGGGGCGAGCUAGGAGACGCCUGAGGAAGCCCAGACGGUGCCCGUCCACGGCCCUGCGGGCUGCGCGGCGGGAGUCUGCGCGGAGCUAUGCUGAGGCCGCGGGGUGCGGAGGAAGCCGCGCAGCUCGCCCCUCGGCGUGCCCGCAUCCUGGUCCCCGCACCCAGACCCGCGACCCCCGACGUGUCCCCGGCUUCUGCCCGCCUGGGUCUUGCCUGCCUGUUGCUGCUGCUGCUGCUGACUCUGCCGGCCCGUGUAGACACAUCUUGGUGGUACAUAGGGGCACUAGGAGCCCGGGUGAUCUGUGACAACAUCCCUGGUUUGGUGAGCCGGCAGCGGCAGCUGUGCCAGCGCUACCCAGACAUCAUGCGUUCAGUGGGUGAAGGCGCCCGGGAGUGGAUCCGAGAGUGCCAGCACCAGUUCCGCCAUCACCGCUGGAACUGCACCACACUGGACCGGGACCACACUGUCUUUGGCCGCGUCAUGCUCCGAAGUAGCCGGGAGGCAGCAUUCGUAUAUGCCAUCUCAUCAGCAGGAGUGGUCCAUGCCAUCACUCGGGCCUGCAGCCAGGGGGAACUGAGUGUGUGCAGCUGUGACCCAUAUACCCGAGGUCGGCACCAUGACCAACGAGGGGACUUUGACUGGGGUGGCUGCAGUGACAACAUCCACUACGGUGUCCGCUUUGCCAAGGCUUUCGUGGAUGCCAAAGAGAAGAGGCUUAAGGACGCCCGGGCCCUCAUGAACUUACACAACAACCGCUGUGGUCGCACGGCUGUGCGGCGAUUUUUAAAGCUGGAAUGUAAGUGUCAUGGUGUGAGUGGUUCCUGUACUCUACGUACCUGCUGGAGGGCACUCUCAGACUUCCGACGCACAGGUGACUACCUGAGGCGGCGGUAUGAUGGAGCUGUGCAGGUGACUGCCACCCAGGAUGGUGCCAAUUUCACAGCAGCCCGCCAGGGCUAUCGCCAUGCCACCCGGACUGAUCUUGUCUACUUUGACAACUCCCCUGACUACUGUGUCUUGGACAAGGCUGCAGGUUCCCUAGGUACCGCAGGCCGCGUCUGCAGCAAGACAUCUAAAGGAACGGACGGUUGUGAAAUCAUGUGCUGUGGCCGGGGGUACGACACAACUCGAGUCACCCGUGUCACCCAGUGUGAGUGCAAAUUCCACUGGUGUUGUGCUGUGCGGUGCAAAGAGUGCAGAAACACUGUGGAUGUGCACACUUGCAAGGCCCCUAAGAAGGCAGAGUGGCUGGACCAGACCUGAAUACACAGAUACCUCAUUCAUCCCUCCACUUCAAGCCUCCAACUCAAAAGCACAAGAUCCUUGCAUGCACACCUUCCUCCACCCUCAGUCCUGGGUGGCUACAGCUUCUGUUAUGGACUUGGAGAGUGAUCCAGAGGGACCCCAGUGUCCUGGCUGGUUCCUUAGCCCUAGGAAGGAGUUGAUAGGGGAUGGAUAUGAGACUGAGUGGCUCCCUGAUGUUCCAACUGGAGGUUUGAAGGGAGAGUAGAAGAGGUAGGAGUCUGUCUUCAGAGUGAUUUGGGUUGCACUAAAGUCAAGGCUCAUUUUCCCCUUUGCUUGCACUGAUUUCUGAUACUCUUUGGGUAUGCAACAGAAAGGGAAUCUGGAGGUAGCUUCCUUUUUGAUCCAACUGUAACAAGGACAGAUAGGACAGAGAUGUAACUGCCUGUCUCUUCACUGGAGACAGUUUGUGCAGACAAUCUUAGGCUAUAGCAUUCUGCUGAGACCCCGAGACAGCUAGAUGUGCUAGCCAUGGUGAACAGGGCUCCAUCUCAUGCUCUCAUGCAGCUUAUAAACUGGUGGUUUUGUGAGUGGGGAAAUCACAUAACUAUACAAUUCCACAUUCUCUGUGUCUCCUUUUCCACCUACAUCAGACACCAGCAGCCUGCUCACUGGCUGCCUGUGCAGAGUGAGGGAGCUUGCAGUGGUUCAGUCUUAACAGACCACUAGUGCCCCGGAACAGAACUGUGAGAGAAUAGUACAGUAAGCCUGGCUAGGUCUUGGGACUUUCCCCCACCAAUUAUUCUGGACAUUAGGUGGGUUUGGAAAAGACUAAGUGAAAGGCAGGUAGUCAUGGGGGAGGGUGAGCACACCUGAUCUCAAGGGCUGGGCGAGGAUCAGUGUGUACUAGGAUGGUAGAGAUGUCUCAUUUUGGCAGUUGUUUAGGAGAGGCCCAUCAGCAUUGAAGUAGGAGCAAAAGCAAGGUGCUGUACAGAGAAAGAGUUGGUGCUGGAGCCAAAGUGAUAGACACCUUAGAAGACAGUAGUCUUCCCCCAUUUACUCAGCAAAUCUUUAUUUUGUGAUUCUCCGAGUGCUACUGAUGACUACUGUCCACUCCAUGACUGACUUAAACAGAAGGGUUCCCUCUGUGCCCCCAGCCAUUGCCUAACCAGGGUAUGCAGUAGUGGAGUCUUUGAAGACAGCAGGCAUGGUAAGCUAGAAGGUAGGACGUGGGGUUUGAAAUCUUGAUGGCCUACUGUUGUAUGACCUACACAGUGAUCGUCUUCUGCCUAUUGGUAAACAGCAAUAGUAUAGAAAUCUGCAGUUAUAACAGACCUAGGUUUAAUCCAGCUAUUUACUCACUCACUGUAUUUUUUUAUUUUCAGCAAGGGUCUUUAAAUUCUCCUGGCCUGUUUUCUUAUCUGUAAAAUGAAGGUACAUGCCUUGCUCAGAAAUUGAGAUUUAUCUGUGUCCUAAACUCCAGCCAACAGAUAUACUUCAUCAAACCUCU